CUCUUUCCUUCGUUGUACUGUGCCACCCAGAAUCACACAACAUCGCGGCUUGGCUGUGAAGACGCCACAGGACAUGACUAUGGAGCUCGAACACAAGCGUUCUCAGAGCGGAGAGGCGGACCGUAGCGAACUUUCUGGUGUUUAUUACUUCGCGGUCCCUGUGCAGCAGUUGAUGCCUUCCAAUCUGCUUAUCCACAACCUCCACCUCGAUCGGCAUCCUUCUAUUGCUACAGGCAUUAUAUAAAAACCCGGAAACAAUGUCUUCCGAACUUCACAACUCUGCCAAUGACGAGCCUAGAAGCCAAGUGGUCGAUCAGGCGCCUGCUCCAGCAAUCACACCUACGGCGCCAACAGAUGCUAUCCAAGAGCUUUCACGGAGCAUGACAGAUUCUACACAGAUUGCCAAGGAUGAUACCAUGGUCACUAUCAAUAGUGCCGACCCACUGGAUCUUGGCAAGCACCGCCGAUCAAACCUGACCCAGGCACAGAUGAAGGCAGAUUACCCUCAGGCCAACAAGAAGCGCAUGAAGAAAUUCUACACAAGGCAGAACCAACUGAUUGACCAGUUCCUCCAGAGUGGAGAUGAGGAGCGUUUGGCCGCAUUAGAUACUGUCGAGAACGGACCGAAAGUGAGGUUCGCUGUGAACGCUUCCUUCGUUGUCAACUUUCUCCUUUUCAUCAUCCAGAUGUACGCCGCGAUCUCUACAGGGUCUCUGUCUCUGUUUGCAACCGCAGCAGAUGCUUUCAUGGAUCUUGUGUCGUCGUGCGUCAUGCUGGUCACCAGUAGGAUGGCAGCACGGCCAAGCAUUUACAAGUAUCCCGUCGGUCGUACCAGGAUAGAGACCAUCGGAAUCAUUAUGUUCUGCUGUUUGAUGACUACCGUUGCUAUUCAGCUGAUUAUUGAGUCUGGGAGAGCAUUAGGUGCUGGUGCUAGGGAUUCCGAGGAGCUUCACAUUAUACCUAUCGCAUUCGUGGCAACAGCUAUCUUCGCGAAGGGCUCGCUAUGUGUUUACUGCUUCAUCUACCGUCGCUACCCUUCAGUACAUGUCUUCUUCAUUGACCACCGCAAUGACAUCGUCGUCAACGCCUUCGGUCUUGCCAUGUCUAUUGUUGGAAGCCGUGUCGUCUGGUACGUCGAUCCUAUCGGUGCUAUCUUGAUCGGUCUCUUGAUCCUUGUCUCCUGGGCCGCGAACGCAUUCGACCACGUCUGGCUUCUUGUUGGCAAGUCGGCACCAAAGGAAUUCUUGGCCAAGCUGGCAUACUUGGUAGUCACACAUGACAAUCGCAUCGAGAAGAUCGAUACUUGCCGCGCCUACCACGCUGGGCAGAAGUACUACGUCGAAGUCGACAUCGUCAUGGACGAGAGCUUGCCCCUCAAGGUCACUCACGACGUUAGCCAAACCCUGCAGCGUAAGCUCGAGGGUCUCGCGGAUGUGGAACGAGCCUACGUCCAUGUCGAUUACGAGAACGAACACGACAUCAAGGAGGAGCAUAAGCCGCUCUACGAAGUAACACAGCAGCGAUCGAUCAAAGAGCGUGUCAAAAGCCUGAAAUCUGUUUUCAAGAAGGGUACCACAACUUGAAAGUCACUUCCUCCCAAACGGCGCGUCAGCGACGCUCAACUAAGAUGAAGCUCUGCUGGCAAGUCCUCGCUUCUCAAAUAAUGCUUGAUUUCUAGUUAGUUCGUGCCGACGGAGGCAUUCACAGAUACCCAGCGCGGUCCAAGACUGGCAGCUUUAGAAUGUAUGAAAACGAUU
This is a messenger RNA of Boeremia exigua, 1757 nucleotides long. RefSeq names its product cation efflux family-domain-containing protein. Gene Ontology annotation, cellular component: membrane. Gene Ontology annotation, biological process: monoatomic cation transport; transmembrane transport. Lineage: Eukaryota; Fungi; Ascomycota; Dothideomycetes; Pleosporales; Didymellaceae. Gene Ontology annotation, molecular function: monoatomic cation transmembrane transporter activity. The record is from RefSeq and is a predicted model, not a curated record. The transcript is spliced from 5 exons. Bases 258 to 1583 code for a protein of 441 amino acids.